AUGGCUGAGGAAGCGCAGGUCAAGAUCAGAUUCUUCACGCGAGAACAAGAUGAGUCUCUCAGAGCAGACGACUCAACGCUAUUCGCGCCCGUGUCGUUGAAGAGAUACGGGCUCUCAGAGAUCGUCAACCACCUUCUGGGGCUCGAGAGUGCGGUUCCAUUCGACUUCCUGAUCGACGGGGAGCUGCUGCGCAGCUCUCUCGCCGAAUACCUGACCAAAAAGGGUCUAUCUUCCGAGACAUGUCUCAACGUUGAGUACACACGCGCUGUGCUCCCACCGUCCUACCUGAAAAGUUUCGACAACGAUGACUGGGUCAGCGCCCUAGACGUUGGCGACAGCCGGAUUGUUAGCGGCUCCUACGAUGGUAUUGUGCGCACCUGGGACCUGUCUGGCAAAGUGGAGAAGCAGUACGCUGGCCACGCGGGCGCCGUGCGCGCCGUCAAGUACAUAUCCGGCACCAGGCUUGUGUCCGGCGCAAACGACCGUACGCUGCGUCUGUGGAAGACCAAGAACGAUGCCCUGAAGAACAACCUGGAGGCCGAAGAAGACGACGUGGAGGACGGUAAGACCUUGGCUAUUCUCGAGGCCCACAAAGCUCCAGUGGUAACAUUGGACGUGAGCGCUGACAGAAUCCUCUCAGGAUCUUACGAUAACUCUAUCGGUUUCUGGUCCACCAACCACAAGGAAAUGACCGCAGUGGACCCUAUGGAUGCACUUGGAUCUAACGUUUCAUCUGCUGCUAAGAAAAGAAGAAAGCUAGCCCUCAAAGAUGGCUCUGUGAGAAGACGUUCUCCACUCGCGCUUUUAGAGUCUCACACAGCUCCUGUCGAAGGCGUCAUAUUCGAUUUUGCUGAUAAAACUGUUGGCUACUCCGUGUCUCAAGAUCACACCAUCAAGACCUGGGAUCUUGUUACUGCUCGCUGUGUCGAUACUAAGUCUACUUCUUAUUCUCUUCUGUCCAUGGUUCAGCUGCCUCAACUCAACUUACUCGCUUGCGGAUCUAGCGCCAGGCAUAUCACCCUGCAUGACCCUCGUGUUGAUUCAUCCACUAAAAUUACGCAACAGCAGUUGAAUGGCCACAAGAACUUCGUGGUUGCACUUGAUACUUGCCCAGAAAAUGAGUAUAUGCUCUGUUCGGCGUCUCAUGAUGGUACAGUCAAGGUCUGGGACGUAAGAUCUAAUGUUCCAAUGUACACAAUUACCAGAGAAGCCGAUGUCACAAAGGGCGUGAACGACAAGGUUUUCGAUGUUAAAUGGGCGAAGGGCGUAGGCAUCAUCAGUGGUGGCCAGGACAAGAAAAUCCAAAUUAAUAAAGGUGACGACAUCUUCAAGAAAUAG
Lachancea thermotolerans CBS 6340 is the source of this 1338-nucleotide messenger RNA. It is a transcript of the gene YTM1, whose product is annotated as Ytm1p. Gene Ontology annotation, cellular component: preribosome, large subunit precursor. Gene Ontology annotation, molecular function: protein binding. NCBI's taxonomy places the organism in Eukaryota, Fungi, Ascomycota, Saccharomycetes, Saccharomycetales, Saccharomycetaceae. Gene Ontology annotation, biological process: ribosome biogenesis. The coding region runs from base 1 to 1338 and encodes 445 amino acids. The transcript has a single exon. The record is from RefSeq and is a predicted model, not a curated record.